UGUUGCGCUCAAGAACAUCGAAGCAACAUUAGCUUUGUCACAAUGAGUUCAGAGAUUGAACCUGGCUCGGGAAAUUCUGAUAACAACGUAAGCAUAUCCAGUGCAAUUGAAAAUGUAACUUCAGCAAAAAUCGAUCAAUACGACAUCAGAAUCAAAGCUUUGGAACAGAAACUGGAAGAACUUGAGAGAGAAAAAAAUAAAAAGUGCUCGCCAACGUCAUUUUUAGACACCUGGGACAUGGCAUCUUUAAUCAUGGAAAAAGCUCGCGAAACAGCAUUAAAUGUUCCAAAUGAUUCUCAAUGUCAAACAACAUGUCGACCAGGCAAGAAAGGCCCAGAAGGUUCAAAAGGUGAUAUCGGAUCACCAGGACAAAAUGGCGCCACGGGACGUCAGGGAGCUAAAGGAGAAGGUGGAACACCAUGUAAUUGCUCACGAUAUGAUGAGUUGGCACACAAAGUUCAAAUCCUCGAACAGAAAGCUCGAGAAUUACAACCCUUAGCAGAUGGUUGGCAUCGUGUUCACAGUUACCCAUAUUGGUACAAAUUGGUCAAAGUACCGUCAGACUAUCAAACUGCCAGGAAAAACUGCGAACGCAUGGGAGGCCGAUUAGCAGCAAACGGUAUUCGCAACCCAACUAUUCGCAGCGACCUUCUUGACACGUUCAUCAGAAGAACAGAAACUUCAAUCUGGAUAGGACUUGACGAUUUUGAGAAACAAAACUACUGGAAAUGGUCGGACGGAGUCUCAUCAACUUCUUCUAAUACACCAUGGAGUGAAGGAGAACCAAAUGGUCCAGCUGAAAGAUGUGCUUGCAUGUACAAGCCCCUUCAAUAUAAGUUGAUAGAUAUCCAUUGUAGUUAUCAAACAUUCUACCUUUGUGAGAAGUAAUUCAAAAAUUUCCUCAUGUUUUACUCAUAAUUGAUGAAUGUAAUAUUUGAAAAUUUGUGUCUAUGGUGAUCUUGAGUUUUCUGAGAAUGGCGCUUUUGAAUUUUGCACCUUCAUCUAUUCGUCUUGUCGGUUAAGUUUUUUAGUAAGU
Styela clava is the source of this 1036-nucleotide messenger RNA. The record is from RefSeq and is a predicted model, not a curated record. NCBI's taxonomy places the organism in Eukaryota, Metazoa, Chordata, Ascidiacea, Stolidobranchia, Styelidae.